This is a messenger RNA of Ictalurus punctatus (channel catfish), 869 nucleotides long. RefSeq names its product proteasome 20S subunit beta 6 (gene psmb6). The record is from RefSeq and is a predicted model, not a curated record. The transcript is spliced from 6 exons. The coding region runs from base 17 to 718 and encodes 233 amino acids. Lineage: Eukaryota; Metazoa; Chordata; Actinopteri; Siluriformes; Ictaluridae. Gene Ontology annotation, cellular component: proteasome core complex. Gene Ontology annotation, molecular function: threonine-type endopeptidase activity.
CAGGUAUCAAGCUAAGAUGGCGGCCUGUACGACAGCGAACCGGCGCGGGGAGCUUCUUUUUGCUGCUCAAAAUGAUUUGAUGUCAAAUUGGCAAAACCAAGAAGUCAGCACAGGGACCACCAUCAUGGCGGUGGAGUUUGAUGGCGGUGUGGUGAUCGGCGCUGACUCUCGUACGACCACUGGAGCCUACAUUGCGAACAGGGUGACCGAUAAACUCACCCCGAUUCACGACCGCAUCUUCUGCUGCCGCUCGGGAUCUGCAGCCGACACCCAGGCCAUUGCUGAUGCAGUCACCUACCAGCUUAACUUUCACAGUAUCGAGCUGGACGAGCCCCCACUGGUGCAGACGGCUGCUAAUCUGUUCAAGCACAUGUGCUACAGGUACAGAGAGGAGCUGAUGGCCGGGAUCAUCGUAGCAGGUUGGGACAAACGGAAAGGAGGACAGGUCUACACCGUGCCCAUGGGGGGGAUGUUGGUGAGGCAGCCCGUCUCUGUAGGCGGAUCCGGCAGCUCAUACAUCUACGGCUUUGUCGACUCCAACUACAGGAGCGGGAUGACCAAAGAGGAGUGUUUACGCUUCACCGCCGAGGCUUUGGCUCUUGCUAUGGAAAGGGACGGGUCCUCCGGGGGUGUGGUCAGACUGGCAGCCAUUACAGAGGCUGGGCUUGAGCGCAGGGUCAUUCUGGGGAAUGAGCUGCCCAAAUUUUCUGCCGCCUAAAAUCGUUGUGGUUUAUAUUAUUAACAGUUAUAACACAUGUACCUCUUUAUUUUUCAGUAUUUGUACACAACAUCCUCACACUAAUGUACGUGACUGAACACUGCAACACUUUUGUGUUGUUAUUGAAAUAAAAGACAGGAGCUGGACGACA